AUGUCGCUCUCCGCAUCUAUAUCCUCGAGCUUCCCAAGCUUGUCCGGCAGCAUGAACGCAACCUCGACCGCGUCGUUGGCUUUGGCCACGGCGAAAACUGUCCCGCAGCCACCUGUGCAGUCCUCCUGGUUUGGGAUAUUUGGUCGAGUGGCUCUCGCUAUGAUUCGGGUUGUACCCGGGAUUCUGUACUGGGUUAUUACCUUCACCACCAUCACCCUGCCCACAUUCCUCUUUACUCUAUUUUCUACGAGCUUAACGGUUACCAUGAAUGCAACUACUCUGAUGCUCAUCAUGGUUGCGUUGGUGUCCACUGUAAGCUGGUUCGUCCGGUACAGGUUCCUGAAUAUGUACGCCCGGCUGCCGCCGGAGCCGCAACGAAAGGAGCCACAAAUAGACCUAUACCCAGAUACGCAAGAAGAAGGGUCCAAGUCCGGAUUUUCCAAUUACCUGGACGAAUUUCUUAGUGCUAUCAAGGUGUUUGGAUAUCUGGAGAGGCCGGUCUUCCACGAGCUUACCCGAAGCAUGCAAACCAGGAAACUCAUAGCAGGAGAAACAUUGAAUCUUGAAGAAGAAAAGGGAUUUUGCUUGGUUGUAGAUGGCCUGGUGGAAAUAUUCGUCAAGUCCUCUCGCGAAGGCCGCGAAUCUGAUUCCGAGACCGCGAUGUUCAAUCAUGAUGAUUCUUCGGAUAGCAGCGAUGGCCCACGUUUGGGAAGCGGACAUCAGGGAUAUGAGUUGCUAACUGAAGUUAAGAAUGGGGCCCCUAUGUCUUCCUUAUUUUCGAUUUUGUCUCUGUUUACAGAAGACGUCAAAUUAAGGCACACGGAGGAUGAUGAUUUGGCGUCCAGUGCCUCAAGUAGCGGAUACCCUCGUCAACAAUAUCCGUCGAGUGCUGGGUUUGACUUAAACCAUAGCCACCAUGAUACGCCUCCAUCCCUACCAACAAGUCCAAUAUAUGCUUCUCCCAACCCGAUUGACUCCGCUAGAGGUCGCGACCGACGAACAUCAACACUCACAAGCCCUACGGCCGGUGGGACUCUUCCAAGGGUGCCUCCCUUGUCUCUCAAUGGGGAUCGCCAGCAGUCGCGCCCUAGGCCGCGAAGAGCGCAGACGUACUCAGCACAUCCCGAUAUUGUUGCCAGAGCUACCGUGGAUACCACAAUCGCUAUCAUUCCUGCGAGUGCGUUUCGCCGCUUGACCAGAGUCUAUCCAAAAGCUACUGCGCAUAUUGUGCAAGUGAUAUUGACUAGGUUGCAAAGAGUGACACUCGCAACUAGCCAUUCCUAUCUAGGAUUGACACCUGAGGUCCUCCGCACAGAAAAGCAUAUGAACAAAUACACAACAUAUGAGCUACCGAAUUUCCUGCGUGGGAACGCGUUAGAGAGACUGAAAGAAAAAUUCACUCGUGAGAAAGAAAGGAUUGGUGCCGAGGAGGGGAGCAAAGGGAUCGCGUUACACAACCCUGGCGCAGGUCGAAGACGGCGACCCUCUUCCGGUCUCCGAAAGGAAGCUACCAUUCAUGCCUUGUCCGCGGAGCUGUCUCCAGCCAUAUCUGCUACAACCUUUGAUGUGCCAAUACCUCGCGAUACCGGCGCGAGCCCCAGUCCGGGGGAUCUACUUACCAACAUUCAAAUGUCCCGUUCAGGGGGUCGAAGAAGUAACUCAAACCUCGCUGAAGGUAUUGGUCUUUCCAGUGGUCAACCUCCUCAUGUGUGGCAUCAUGAUACUCAGAGUCCCCUUUCGCAAAGAGGUUUCAAUACAUUUACCAAUACUUCGCCUUUGCGGGCACCAUUACACCGUCAGGAAUCAAUCGAUGAAGAUAGCAUAUUCCGCGCUUCGAUACUGGAAUGCAUUUUCAAGGCAAUUGGUCUUACCAACACAAAAAAUGCGCUGAAGAUGUCAGACUCUGUUGAAGCCUCACCAAGACUCGUCACUUACGACCAAAAGCGGCAGAAAGCAGUAUUUACCACUAAUGCUUUCGGCUUUAUCGACCCUUAUGAAGCAUCUACCGACGGCGAUACCGAGUCCAUGACAUCUGGAGGCAUUAGUGCGGGAGGAUUUCCAAGUACACAAAGUUUAGCCCAGGAACUGAGAGACGAGCUCGAAAUUGUCUACUUCCCCAAAGGCUCAGUUCUCGUUGAGCAAGGGGAGCGGAACCCUGGCCUUUACUAUGUGGUCGAUGGAUUUCUGGAUGUUAGUGUACCCGUGGAUGAUAAGCCGGAAUCGACCGUUCUUGGCUCGCCGCACCCUCCCCCUGCAUCAAGCAGACUUGGGAAGGAGCCUUUCCCAACCCUUUCUCGCACCAAAGCCGGGUCAUCAGGGCCAUCCGGACGCGGUGCUCUGCAUGAUGGCAGGAAACGGAAAUCGAUGGGUCGCAAAAGCUUAGCCUUGAUUAAACCUGGUGGAAUUGCCGGUUACAUUGGUACUAUAUCGUCUUACCGGUCAUUCAUUGAUGUUAUAGCAAAGACAGACGUCUAUGUUGGCUUCCUCCCGCGAUCUUCAUUAGAGAGGAUCGUCGAAAAGUACCCUGUAGUCUUGCUCACUAUGGCGAAACGCUUGACCAGUCUCUUGCCUCGGUUGAUCCUACAUAUCGACUUUGCCCUGGAAUGGGUCCAAGUAAGUGCUGGCCAAGUCAUCUAUCACCAAGGAGACGACAGCGAUGCCAUAUAUAUUGUUCUGAAUGGCCGCCUGCGGCUAGUCCUCGAUAACGAUCAAGCUGAAAUGAAGGUUGUUGGCGAAUAUGGACAAGGUGAAAGUGUUGGCGAACUGGAGGUUAUGACUGAAUCUACACGACCUGCUACGCUUCACGCGAUCCGUGAUACAGAGCUUGCGAAGUUCCCGAAGACAUUAUUCAACAGUCUCGCACAAGAGCACCCGGGCAUCACCAUUAAAAUUUCGAAAAUUAUUGCGUCUCGCAUGAGAGCUUUGGUAGAGGACCCAAUUUUUGACCAAAGAAAGGCGAAAGUGACAGGCGCUAAGAGCAAUAAAGUCUCAUCCACCCUCAAUCUCCGGACGGUUGCAAUUCUCCCGGUCACUGCGGGAGUGCCGGUGAUUGAGUUUGGUAGCCGGCUUAUGAACGCCCUGACUCAAAUAGGGGCGCCGAAUGGGGUCACAUCACUCAACCAGACUGCCAUCCUGAACCAUCUAGGAAGGCAUGCAUUUAGUCGUAUGGGGAAAUUGAAGCUAUCUCAGUAUCUUGCAGAUCUCGAGGAGAAAUAUGGUCUCGUCUUGUACAUUGCUGAUACCAACGUCAAUUCUCCCUGGACGCAAACUUGCAUUAGCCAAGCGGAUUGCAUAUUACUGGUCGGGCUCGCCGAAGGGUCUCCUGCCAUUGGAGAGUACGAACGUUUUCUCCUCGGGAUGAAAACAACCGCAAGAAAGGAGUUAGUGCUCCUACAUGCCGAUAGGUUCUCUCCACCAGGUCUAACUCGGGCAUGGCUACGCAAUCGAGUAUGGAUCAAUGGCGGCCACCACCAUGUACAGAUGUCAUUUAGAACUACUUCCUUGCCAGUUCAUCCUCAAACGAGGAGAUUUGGUACUGCGUUGAAGCAGCGAGUUCAAGUGUUGCAGGCAGAGAUCGAGAAAUACACCUCACGUAGGGUUCGGCAAACACCGAUUUAUUCUGCCGAUACCCCCUUUAAAGGAGACUUUCACAGGAUUGCUAGACGCCUUUGCGGUAAAUCAAUUGGUUUAGUUUUAGGCGGUGGCGGAGCCAGAGGCAUUUCACAAGUCGGCAUCAUCCGAGCCUUGGAGGAAGCUGGAAUCCCAAUCGAUAUCAUUGGUGGUACAUCCAUAGGGUCCUUUAUCGGCGCCUUAUAUGCCCGUGACGCGGAUGUAGUGCCCAUGUAUGGCCGAGCGAAGAAGUUUGCUGGACGAAUGGCUAGCAUGUGGCGUUUCGCCCUGGACUUGACGUAUCCUUCUGCAUCAUAUACGACUGGACACGAGUUCAAUCGAGGUAUAUUCAAGACCUUCGGCAACACCCAGAUUGAAGACUUCUGGCUCGAAUUCUAUUGCAAUACGACCAACAUCAGCAAAAGUCGUUCGGAGAUCCACACCAGCGGAUACGCCUGGAGAUAUGUCCGAGCCUCUAUGUCCCUAGCAGGUCUGCUCCCUCCUCUUUGUGAUGAAGGUAGCAUGCUUCUUGACGGGGGAUAUGUAGACAACCUCACCGUGUCUCAUAUGAAAUCCUUGGGUGCCAAUGUCAUCUUCGCGGUUGAUGUGGGCAGCCUGGACGAUGACACUCCACAGAAUUUCGGUGAUUCGUUAUCCGGCUUCUGGGCCUUCGUCAAUCGCUGGAAUCCACUGUCCUCAUAUCCAAAUCCGCCUACUCUUGCCGAAAUUCAAGCUAGGCUUGCGUAUGUGUCAAGUGUUGACGCACUGGAAAAGGCGAAAAAUACCCCGGGAUGUCUUUAUAUGAGGCCGCCUAUCGAUCCUUAUGGCACGUUAGAUUUUGGCAAGUUUGAUGAGAUCUAUCAAGUAGGAUAUAAAUAUGGACAAGAAUUUCUAGGGCGGAUGAGAGAAGAGGGCGUCCUUCCGUUACUUGAUGAGACGGAAGAGAAGAAGGCAUUACGGAGGACUAUGGCUCCUCGUAGAACAAGUAUAUAG
Molecule: messenger RNA, 4602 nt
Organism: Venustampulla echinocandica
Lineage: Eukaryota; Fungi; Ascomycota; Leotiomycetes; Helotiales; Pleuroascaceae
Product: Lysophospholipase NTE1
Exons: 3
Coding region: 1-4602 (1533 amino acids)
Biological process (GO): lipid metabolic process
Cellular component (GO): endoplasmic reticulum
Molecular function (GO): phosphatidylcholine lysophospholipase A1 activity
Source: RefSeq, a predicted model, not a curated record